GCGCUGGCGGCGGGAGGAGUAAAGAUGGCUGCGCGGGGGUCUCCGCCUUCUGCUCCCGGUUGAAUCGCUGGGAGGGCGGCGGCGACCAGGCUAGCAGCAGCGGCGGCAGCCAGGGCCGGGGCCAUGGCGGAGCUGGAGCACCUGGGUGGGAAGCGGGCAGAAUCGGCGCGGGUGCGGCGGGCCGAGCAGCUGCGGCGCUGGCGAGGCUCGCUGACCGAGCAGGAGUCUGCGGAGCGGCGGGGCUCCGGGCGGCAGCUGCCGUCGUCCCGCCGCGGGGGGCCUCGGGUCCGCUUCGAGGACGGGGCCGUCUUCCUGGCAGCCUGCUCGAGUGGAGACACGGACGAAGUGAAGCGGUUGCUAGCCCGGGGAGCCGACAUCAACACGGUCAAUGUCGACGGGCUGACAGCCCUGCACCAGGCUUGUAUUGAUGAAAACUUGGACAUGGUGAAGUUCCUAGUGGAGAACAGAGCCAAUGUAAACCAGCAGGACAAUGAGGGCUGGACUCCUCUUCAUGCAGCAGCUUCCUGUGGCUAUCUUAACAUAGCAGAGUAUUUCAUUAACCAUGGAGCCAGUGUGGCUGCAGUGAAUAGCGAAGGUGAAGUCCCCUCUGACCUUGCAGAAGAGGCAGCAAUGAAGGACCUGCUCCUGGAGCAAGUGAAGAAGCAAGGGGUGGAUCUGGAGCAGUCAAGGAAAGAGGAGGAGCAGCAGAUGUUGCAGGACGCUCGCCAGUGGCUCAAUAGUGGAAAAAUUGAGGAUGUGAGGCAGGCUCGUUCGGGGGCCACUGCCCUCCACGUGGCUGCUGCCAAGGGCUACUCCGAAGUUCUCAGGCUUUUGAUCCAGGCUGGCUAUGAACUGAAUGUUCAGGAUCAUGAUGGCUGGACUCCCCUCCAUGCUGCUGCACAUUGGGGGGUGAAAGAAGCCUGUUCUAUCUUGGCGGAGGCGCUCUGUGACAUGGAUGUCAGGAAUAAACUGGGCCAAACUCCCUUUGAUGUGGCUGAUGAAGGGCUUGUGGAACACUUGGAGAUGCUCCAGAAGAAGCAGAAUGUGCUUCGAAGUGAGAAAGAGACAAGAAAUAAACUCAUUGAAGCAGACCUGAAUGGCAAGUUGCAGAGUGGACUCUUUAAAAACAAAGAGAAGAUUCUGUAUGAUGAGGAAACACCCAAGUCCCAAGAAGCAGAGGAAGAAAUUAAGGAAUCUAGCAGCUCUAGCUCAGAAGAGGAAGAAGAAGGCGAAGAGGAGGCUUCUGAGUCAGACACUGAGAAGGAGGCAGAUCAAAAGCCGGAGGCUGUUGUCAACCACUCCAGCUCUGAAGCAAAGAGCCCCGUCAUGGAGCAGAUACCGCCACCCUCUCAGAACAUCUUCUCGGCUUCUUCUGCCAGAAGAUUCUCCUCUAGUCUCUUCAAUAAGGCAGAAGAGCCCAAGGAUGAAUCCCCUGCCUCGUGGAGACUUGGGCUCCGGAAGACCGGCAGCCACAACAUGCUCAGUGAGGUGGCCAGUCCUCGUGAGGCUUUAAGGGAUCGAGGCUCCUCCAUCUACCGUUCCUCAUCAAGCCCCAGGAUUUCUGCACUGCUAGACAACAAAGAAAAGGAGAGGGAAAACAAAAGCUAUUUUUCCUCACUAGCACCCCGGAGGCUCAAUAGCGCAAGUGACAUUGAGGAAAAGGAAAACAGAGAAUCAGCUGUUAAUCUGGUGCGGAGUGGCUCCUACACUCGGCAGCUUUGGAGGGAUGAAGCAAAGGGAAACGAAACUUCUCAGACUGGUGCUCCUUCCACCUAUGUAUCAACCUACUUGAAAAGUGCUUCAUUUGGUAGAAGUAGUGACCCCACCAGUCCCUACAUUUCAGCCAAUCGCAAUUCAUCUCCUGCUACCUCACCCACUACCAUUGGUUCAUCUACCUCUCGAGGCAGCCAGUGGCAACCUGCCUCUUCCUGCCCUACACCAAUCAGUGCAAAUACUACUGCAUCCGUUCACCAUGGCAGAACUCCUUACAAGCUCCAUGCAGAUUCAUCUGUGGAAAAAGCUGCAGACAGUGUGUCCUCUGGCACCCCACUGUGUGUGAUCACCAAUCGCCCCCCGCCUAGCACUGCCAAUGGGGUUACAGCUGCCAAUGUGCUCUCAACUACUGGGACAGACUCCUCCACAGAAGCCAGGGAGAGGAGGCGGUCAUAUCUAACACCUGUACGGGACGAGGAAGCAGAGUCCCAGCGGAAAGCUCGCUCCAGACAAGCUCGCCAGACCCGAAGAUCUACCCAGGGUGUCACUCUAACUGAUCUUCAGGAAGCAGAGAGAACCUUCAGCCGUUCCCGGGCAGAAAGGCAAUCUCAAGAACAGCCAAGUGAAAGAACGGAAAGCGGUCUGGAGGGACUCGGGGGAGGUGGUGAAAAGCAAGAGCCCCUCACAGCACUGACGAAGGAAACUGGAGAGAUCCGGCCACGAGGGAGUAGGAACUGGGAGGAGGAGGAGCCUUCUUAUGGACAACUGAGGUGCCUAACCCAGCAAGACAAGCCCACAACACCAGUUUCUCCUUCUGGGUCAAGCCCUUCGCUUUCCAUUGGAUCCUACCUCCUCCGGGCAAGUAGAUCCUCAGGCCUGGACUCUGAGAGUUCAGAAACUGCUACAAGCACUGCGAAGGACAUGGAAAAAAAUGAGAAUGAAGACCCAGAUUUGGAUGGCCAGUCCUCUAAGACGUCCAUCCGGGAGAGGCGCCGGCCCAAGGAGAGGCGACGAGGGACAGGCAUAAACUUCUGGACAAAGGAUGGAGAUGAAGCUGAUGUCACAGAAGACUUGAAAGAGUCAUGGCAUGAAAGACUUUCUAGGUUGGAAUCAGGAGGCAGUAGCCACACCACCACUGAUACCUAUAGUGACCGGGCUUCUGCAAAGGCCCGCCGGGAGGCCCGAAUAGCUUCUUUGACAAGUCGUGUGGAAGAGGACAGCCAAAGGGAUUAUAAAAAACUCUAUGAGAGUGCCCUGACAGAAAACCAGAAGCUGAAAACCAAACUGCAGGAGGCGCAGCGGGAACUGGCAGAUGUCAAAUCUAAAUUGGAGAAGGUGGCCCAGCAGAAACAAGAGAAACCCUCUGACCGCUCAACACUGCUGGAGGUGGAGAAAAGGGAGAGGCGAGCCCUGGAGCGGAAAAUGUCAGAAAUGGAGGAGGAGAUGAAGAACCUCCACCAGCUUAAACAGAUUCAAACCCUGAAGCAGAUGAACGAACAGCUGCAGGCUGAGAACAGGGCCCUGACCCGGGUGGUGGCCAGACUCUCAGUGUCCAUCGAUUCCUCGGAGACCCAAGAGCUCUAGCUCUACCCCCUCCUCUCCACCUCACCUCCCUCCUCCACCACUCCAGGUUUUGACAGAACUGAAGUCCGACAACCAGAGGCUGAAAGAUGAAAAUGGUGCCCUCAUCAGAGUCAUCAGCAAGCUGUCCAAAUAGCAGUGCAAAUUCUUUGGAAAGCUGUCCAAAUUCUUUGGAAGGGAAAGCACUUGCUGUCCCCAGCUCCUGUUCCCCUCUGCUCCUCCUUCCAACCAAAAAGAGUCAAGUGUUGGUGAUUGAAGGAUCCCUGCCCUCCCACCUCCCCAAACAUUUCUUUUUCCUGCACACCCCAGGUCUCAUCUAUCCCCCUGUUUAGGAGAGUCUUCGUGGAAACACGAUGGUGGCAAUGAGGGAUGGCCAUCUGGGGCAGGAUGGAGCACCUCUGGAAGUGGGCCCCUGGCACUCCCCAUUGCUCCACCACUGUUCACAUUGCACUCAGUCCAGACAGGUUAUCCCCACCUCUACGUAGCACCAUCACAGCAAUAGCCUGGUCCAUUGGCCCUAUGUGUGUUGGGGGUAGGAGGGUGGAUCGGUAUGGAGGCUGCCAUCUGCUGGCCCAGGGACCCCACUGGGAGUGCUGUGUGCCCAAGGAAAACAGCUGGACUUUGAUUUAAUCACCAGACAACUGCCAGGGGCAUGUUUUUAUUAGACUUGGGUGACAGUUGCCUCACAGUGAGACUCCAUUCUCAUCCUCCCAGGAAACAUCUUUUCAUGGUGGCUGCAUGACUUCUAUUUCAUCCGUCUGGUAACACGGCAGAAGAGCCUUGGCCUCCACUUGCCCUUGUCCAGUCUCCCCCCACAGGGCUCAGGUGGCCUUGCUUCACUUAUUGUUUUCUACCUUUCUCUUUCCCUUCCCACUUGCCACCUAUCUAAAAUCCAUGUUGUAGCAUCUGAGCUCCUUUAGCCUUAGCUACUUAGAAUGGUAUUUCUUGAAGCCGUCAGGAGAAAAGAAUUACCUGGUCAGCCCAAAGCACCUGCUCCCGCUCCGAGGGUGGUAUCACAUACCAUGUAGGGUGCACCUAACCCAUUAUUCUAGAUGCUAUCUAGGCUGUGAAAACCCUAGACCAACCCCAUUCCAGGGAGAGUUUUAUUUUGUUUUGUUUUCCUCUCAGCCUUACCGUGUGUCCCUGACAGGAAAAUAAUCCAACAUAAGGAUGCCCAGGGAGAGGGAUGCAGAUGGAAGACCCAGGGUGGAGACAAGUUGGAAAGAGGCUUAAGUGGUAUUGGUGGGGAAUGACCAAGAAGACUAAAAGCAAAUCCCUGUUUCGGGGAUGAGGACUGAAGGAACUUAAGUGUUGGAAGGACCCAGUGGUCAGCUUUUAGAGGCACUUUCCAUCUUAAAAAUCAAUGGGGAAACCACUUGGGAGAGAAGCAAGGAAAGAUGGAUUGUCUUCAGACGAUUGAAGGGAAUUAUAACAUCAUAGAAUCCUAGAACUGGGAGGGACCAGAGGUCAUUUCAUCCAAGAUGAUCCAUCAUCCUCUAUUCCAGUGACAGGAAACUCACUAUAAGAAAGUGUGUUCCAUUAUCAGCUAGCUUGAAUGUUCAGGAAAUUCUUCCUAAAUCAAACACUAUGCUCCACUCACUGAUACAAUAUGCCCUCUGGAGCCAUAAAAUUAACCUAAUGCUUCUUCAUUACAGCAUUGAAAUAUUUGAAGACAAUUGUCAUGUACUUCCCCCUCCCUAAAUGUCUUCUCUAUGCCAAAUAUCCUUCAACUGUUCAUCCUGACAGUUUCCAGGCUACCCACUCUCCUGGUCACCAUCUCCUAGGACUAAUACUCUCAAUGUAGUGGGACCAGUGAAGCAUCUGGUAGAACUGUUACCUCCCUUGAUCAGGACACUCUCUUUAUUAAUGCAGCCUGAGAAAGCAUUAGCUGUUUUAGCAGCUGCAUCACACUGUUGGCUCAUAUUGAGUUUCUGGUCAACUAAACCCCGCCCCCAAGUCUUUUUCGCAGACAUGACUUUGGGGGCAUCAUCCUUGGUAUAUAAAAUUCAGUGAGUUUUCAUUCACGUCCAGUGAUCAAUUUUCUCAUGUAUACUGCCUCUGUCCACUCUGAAUCUCCUCCCUGUUCAUCAGGAUAGAGAAACUCUUCUUGGGUCUCUAAAGCAUCAGACAAUCAGGAGUUGCAUUUCAAGGGUUUCUAACUUUGUCUUCCUCAUCAAUACUCAGUUUUAUGGUCUGUGAAGUGACGUGUUGAUUCCUUUUCUAACCAUACGUCAAGGGAAGCUAUUCAAUGAUAUUUGGGUGACAUUUCAGAGUUGUGAGAGAUUUCACUUCAGAGUAAUGAGUGAGAUGAGUUGUACUAUAAGCAUUUACUUUAUUCGAAUCAAUGAGGCAGUCUACA
Molecule: messenger RNA, 5653 nt
Organism: Dromiciops gliroides (monito del monte)
Lineage: Eukaryota; Metazoa; Chordata; Mammalia; Microbiotheria; Microbiotheriidae
Gene: PPP1R12B
Product: protein phosphatase 1 regulatory subunit 12B
Exons: 26
Coding region: 124-3297 (1057 amino acids)
Biological process (GO): signal transduction
Cellular component (GO): A band; Z disc; cytoplasm
Molecular function (GO): protein kinase binding; enzyme inhibitor activity; phosphatase regulator activity
Source: RefSeq, a predicted model, not a curated record